Molecule: messenger RNA, 888 nt
Organism: Cucumis melo (muskmelon)
Lineage: Eukaryota; Viridiplantae; Streptophyta; Magnoliopsida; Cucurbitales; Cucurbitaceae
Exons: 2
Coding region: 211-738 (175 amino acids)
Source: RefSeq, a predicted model, not a curated record
UUGCCACAUUUUUGUACAAACGGUCACAACAUAUGGCGGACGAUUAGUCCUCUCAUAUGUUUCUACAUUGGUGAGUGGCAUCAUCCUGAUAGAGUACUUAGACAGUUCGGUAUUCAACAAGCUGUUCCACGUGACUGUAAUACUGAACCACUGUUGCACAACAUUGACCUGAGGACUGCUGAUUGGUCAGAUAGAGUUGCUCAUUUAGUGAUGCGAUGGCAUAAUCGCAGAAGGUUUACUGCUACGGGACCUCCAAUUGAGCAGUUUGAUAUGGAUGUAACUCAAGAAUACAUCCAUUGGUACAAAAACAUUAGCAAGCUCUAUAUCACCCAACCGGGAGCUGCUAUGAGUCCUCUGAGAUCAAACAAUAUUAGACUUCGGAAUGUUGCAGAUGAUCCACAACAGGUUCUAAAUAUAUGCAACGAUAACGAGCAGUAUAAGGAGAACAUCCACUAUAUGUACGAUGUCCCUAUUGUACCUGCUCCUGUUCAGAGGAGACGUCCUCUAGUGCAAGAGCCCGAUCAAUUGGAAGAAGUUGACCAACACGGGGAAGAAGUGCCUCCAAUGACACAAACACAAAGCGAGCAUAAUUACGUUAGUCCAGUAAUGAUGAUGCCAACAUUUGGAACGACGUAUUAUGAUUCAGGAGUCGGUCAAUCGUCAGACUUUGGAAGAGGAUAUUACAAUUCAGGGCAGGUCAAUCAUCAAUGGACUUUGGGCAACAAUACUAUGAUUUAGGGAGCGAUCCAUCGUCUUCAUACAUGCAUGGUCACGGGCGUGGUCGUGGAGAACAUAAUGAAUAUUUGUACUACGAAGUGCCUGCAGCGGUACCCGAGCAAUCAAAUGAGCUACAGCAACAAGAGAAUGCAGCAGUACCCGCGCAAUCAG